AUCGUGCUGCAGAACAUGAGUUCAAGAUUAUGUUCAAUAGCAAAACAAAGAUUCAAAUUGAGCAGUGUGAUAGCAUUCCUAAAGUUGGUUUAACAUUGAAGGAUACAUCAGAAAUUCAGAGUACCAUGGGGGAGUCUGACUUCUUGCUUGAUGUGAUUGGUUUGGUUACUGCUGUUUCUGAUGAGCAACAGUUCUCAAAAUCUGGAAAUGUGACUAGAAGGAUUGAGUUGGAGAUCACUGAUCACAAGGGAAAGAUAAAGAUGGCUUUAUUUGGAAACUAUGUUGAUGUUGUUAAAGGGUUUCUUGCUGCUGGUGGAGUUGGACUUGCUGUGAUUGUUGUGCAGUUUGCCAAAGUUAAGACAUACCGAGGAGAAGUUGUUAUUCAAAAUGUUAUGCAUGCUACCAAGUUAUUGUGGAAAGCUGAGAUUCCAGAAGUUGCUGCCUUUCGUGAUGGUUUGUCCUUACAUGGUCUUGAUGCUGAUAUCCCUAUUGGCCAAAUUGGUGGUGGAUUCCACAACAUGCCUGCCAAUGAGGAGUUCAUUACAAUGUUUCCUAGGAAGAACAUUAUGGAGCUUCAUGACACAGCUGAGGAGGGUUUGUUUUUAGUCCUAGCAGAAAUUAGUGGCUUAGUUGAUGGUGAAAAGUGGUGGUACACUUCAUGUCGCUGCCGCAGAUCUGUUACUGUUGAGGAUGGAAUUUAUUUCUGUGCUGCUUGCUCCACUCAUGUUAUUGAUGUUACUCCUAGGUUUCGCAUAAAGAUUGAGGUUUGUGAUGGGGAUGAGGUUGCUUCCUUUGCAAUCUUUGACACUGAUUGUGAGAACAUUCUAAAGAAGAGUUGCAGGGAGUUAGUUCUAGGCUCAAAGGGAAAAUCUGUUGAAGAAUACCCUGAUGCAAUAAAGGCAUUGAUUGGGAAGGAAGCCAUUUUCAAAGUUGAAAAGUCAAGUGAUCAUGGUAUGAAGUAUGAUGAUUCAUACAAAGUGAAAAAGAUUUGUGAUGAUUUGUCCAUCAUUCAGCUUUUCAAGGACAAGACAAAGAUUCAAACACCAACUAUGCUCAUUACUCAUCCAUUUUCUUCCAAAACUGCAUCUGAUGACCAAGAAUCUCUGUUCAGUGAUAAAUCUAUUGGUUGUUCUAGCGAAUUUUCUGCAGUUCCUGACAGUACUCUCUCUCUUGAUGAUCUUUCACAAUUUACAGAGUCAUCAGUUACUUCUGCAGCUUCCAAAUUUGAAGAUGAUGGUGCAAGCAUUUCCAAACCUGGAAAGAGGAAGAGGUUGGUGCAAGUAAAGACUGAGAAGUGAAGCUGCUUAGUUAUUUAUUAUGGACAUCUUUAGACUUAUUUUGUGGCUGUGCUUUGAUGCAUAUCAGAUUAUAUUUUGUGUUUAUGACUAUUAUGAACUACUUAGACUAUGUUUGUUGACUAAUUAUCAUAGUCUACCAAUCAUUUCUGUGGUUGGGUAUUAUGUAAUAUGAGAAUAUGAGAUGUCCCUGUAUUUGAAUUCUGGAGUUCAUGUUGUGUAAUGUCCUAGACUCAAGUUGUUCUUAAGUUAUUAUAAUAU
This is a messenger RNA of Lotus japonicus, 1556 nucleotides long. RefSeq lists its product as uncharacterized. NCBI's taxonomy places the organism in Eukaryota, Viridiplantae, Streptophyta, Magnoliopsida, Fabales, Fabaceae. Gene Ontology annotation, cellular component: nucleus. Gene Ontology annotation, biological process: DNA recombination; DNA replication; DNA repair. Bases 30 to 1298 code for a protein of 422 amino acids. Gene Ontology annotation, molecular function: DNA binding. The transcript is spliced from 9 exons. The record is from RefSeq and is a predicted model, not a curated record.